Messenger RNA from Mugil cephalus (flathead mullet), 2351 nucleotides. Its product is annotated as cell surface A33 antigen-like. Gene Ontology annotation, cellular component: plasma membrane. Bases 206 to 1771 code for a protein of 521 amino acids. NCBI's taxonomy places the organism in Eukaryota, Metazoa, Chordata, Actinopteri, Mugiliformes, Mugilidae. The transcript is spliced from 6 exons. The record is from RefSeq and is a predicted model, not a curated record.
UAUCUAUGUAGAGGGAAAAGUAGAACAGAUGAAUGAUUGGACGUCAGGUGACAUGUGACCCAUAGCUGUUAAGUUAUUACCUGGAAGAGUCAACGUCUCUGUACCUGGGAGUUCACCGUGAAGGUUAGGCGGGCUCCGACUCUCAGACUCGGAGCAUCGGUUUCAGGUUUUACUAAAGGCUGGACAAUUUUAUCCUCUUUUUGAAAUGACAACAGAGGCACUACUUGGAUGGCGAAAGCUGUUUCUGAUACUCACAGUGAUUCCCUGCUGCUUGAGUAUCAAGGUGUCCAUCCCAAAGCAGGAAUAUGAGGUAGCAAGGGGAGGCGAUAUUACGAUGACUUGUAACUUUGAACCAGCCCAACCCAUCUCAAAAGUUUUUGUUCUCACAUGGGAAGCUUACCCCGACGUUCUUGGUGAACCGCUGAGAACCUUGGCCACCUAUUUCUUGAACAUUGAGCCCAACUAUGGACCUGAAUACGAAGGUAGAGCACAACUGGAGGUUGACAUUAACAGGAAAGUGAGCACGCUGACUUUAAAAAAGGUGACCAUUGGGGACAGCCGCCAUUACCAGUGCGGUGUCUUGAUACCCAAUGAUGACCAGGGAACGCUAUCUGCAACCACUUCCCUUUUGGUCCUGGUUCCUCCCUCUACACCGAUCUGCACGCUUCAGGGAAGUCCAGAGUACUUUCACAACAUCACACUUACAUGCCGGUCUGAGGAGGGAUCUCCAGACCCCGUCUAUGAAUGGAAGAGCUACAGCGUGGAAAACAAUGCCAGACCCCUUCCACCCAAAAAAAUUAUCAAUGGCGGAGAGCUGUCUCUCUUCAACAUCUCAAGAGAGACAUCUGGGUACUACAUUUGUACAGCAACAAAUCGAAUCGGUUCUGCCAGCUACAAUUAUACCCUAGCUGUGACCCCAGCCCCUCUGAAGAAAUGGAGGAUUAUGGCCAUGAAACUGGAAAGGAGUACCGGGAUGACGAGUCGAUUCCUGAGAAAAAGCAGGUCAACCAAAACACAGUCGAUUUACCUCCUGACACUUACGGCACAGAAGGAGCAAGGCGGAAGUUGGACGAUGACCAGUACAGUUAUAAUAGUGGGAAAGGAAGGCCUGAUGGCAACAGCAGUGACGUUGGUUCUCAGCGUUACCGGGACGACCAGGGUGAUCGCUAUCGGGGAAGUCGCGAUCGCCUCGACGACCAACGAGAUCGCUAUGGUGGUAGUCGCGAUCGCCUCGACGACCAACGAGAUCGAUAUGGUGGUAGUCGCGAUCGCCUCGACGAACAACGAGAUCGCUAUGGCGGCAGUCGCGAUCGCCUUGACGACCAGCGAGAUCGCUAUGGCGGCAGUCGCGAUCGCCUUGACGACCAGCGAGAUCGCUAUGGUGGUAGUCGCGAUCGCCUUGACGACCAGAGAGAUCGCCACGGUAGUCGUGAUCACCUUGUCGACCAGCGAGAUCGCUAUGGUGGUAGUCGCGAUCGCCUUGAUGACCAGCGACAUCGUUACGGUAGUCGCGAUCGCCUUGACUACGAACGAGAUCACGACGGUGGUAGAUAUGAUGAUGAUGGUUUACUUAAAGUCUAGUCUUAAGGUGCCUUUAAAGUACUUCGGGGACCUACACAGGUGUCGGAGACAUUUAUGCUUGUGCCUCAUCAGUUUGGCUCACUCUGUAAAAACGACCCAAAUGCUAGUCGCUGCUGUGUCCUUUUUUUUGUUUUUUGCCAGUUGGGUCAAUAUGUGUUUUUACUUUCUGCUUCAGUUUCAACAAUGGUAACUGAAACUUUCGCAAAAUUUCGUACAUGUUUUUACGCUUCUGGGGAGGUGCACAUCAGCUACGCGCUAGGCUCUGCGUAGGCUAAACUACGGGCGGCGCAGAAGUUUAAACCGCCUAUGAUAGUCUCAUCAUUGACACCUUCUAAUAGAGAGGAAGUAAAUUCUCUCUUGAACAACUUUCUUCAGGACAACUUUAGCAUUAUGACAUUUUAAAUUUAAAUAAAUGUCAUGAGUUGGGCAAUAAAAACCUACAAUCACUUAAAAUCACCUAAACACACUUUGCACUUUGCAGUCAGGGAUUUGAUUAUUGUUUCAAAGCAUUGUUUGUCUCUCUUUGUUGUGAGAAUAUGCCAAAAGAAGUGUCUGAUCUUUAUUUUUUUCAGAAGACCAAACGCUUAGUCAAGAAAUUAAUCAACAGAUUAAAAAAAUGUAUGUUAAGUGAGACUUUAUUCUGAAUUAAUUGUUCACCGUGUUUUCUGUUUUUGUUUUUUCAUUUUUUCAGUAUUCUACUAAACGUCAUUCAUUGAAUGUAAGAAGUGCAGUUCUAUAUUUGGCAAAAUAAAAUCGAAGUUUCUAAAGAA